Messenger RNA from Varanus komodoensis (Komodo dragon), 7003 nucleotides. RefSeq names its product Rho guanine nucleotide exchange factor 28 (gene ARHGEF28). Gene Ontology annotation, biological process: cell morphogenesis; regulation of Rho protein signal transduction. Bases 552 to 5438 code for a protein of 1628 amino acids. Gene Ontology annotation, molecular function: guanyl-nucleotide exchange factor activity. The record is from RefSeq and is a predicted model, not a curated record. NCBI's taxonomy places the organism in Eukaryota, Metazoa, Chordata, Lepidosauria, Squamata, Varanidae. The transcript has 35 exons.
UUUGUAUUAAUAUUAUUUGGAUUUUAGCUGCCAACAUUUAUGAGCUUCCUGAAGUGAUAUUUGUAAUCUGAAAUUAGCUGUGUUGAAAUUUACUUUAAAUGCUUACCUUCCGUUUUCUAACUGGGCAAAUGGUUAUGUUGCAAAAUAUUAGAGUGUGUUCUUUUCAGGUUUUAUCUAGGAGCAUUUGCAAGAGAAAAAGUGCCUCAUGUCAGGAGCAGGCCAGUCAACAAUAAGAACAUCUCUGUUGGAACAGACAAAACAGUUAUCUAGUCCUUCUACUAGUUUGUUACAACAGUCAACUAGGUGCUAAUCGGAAGCCCACAAGCUGGACCUGAGAGCAGUAGGUGUUGUUCAGCAGCUGCUAUUCAGAGGGGCAGAUCACAAUAUAUGGAAAGUUUGAUGACGUUCUUCAAGAAGAUGCCGAAUUUUACUUUGUUUACAGUGGCUCAAAGCAGAGGCACGUGGCUUUCGCUAAGUGCAUUUCUGAUAACACCCUUGAAUCUGUUGUUCCAGCUCACAGAGAACAAGAAGAUGUUUCAGUUUGUGUGGUCAUGUACAAAGAAGAGGGCAUGCUGGUGACUCUGGGAUCUUCAUCUGUUACUUACAAGCAGGACACAGCUGGCGAGUUAGCAUGGUACCUUGUCAGCCAAGUGGAUUGCCUCACUCCCUCCAGUCACCACACGCUUCUCCAGAGGCUUGGUUUAACUGCGGAUGGUGUCCAGUUGGUGGAUCAUGAUGCCAUGCUGGCUGUGGCCCAUGAAGAAAUCCCACCUACUUGGAGCAUUGUUGGGAGUAGCUCAAACAAUGAUACUAUACAUAAAGAAACCAUUCUCCAUCUCACAAUGAGAUUUGGUUUGGUUCAGCUUUCCCAGUUCCUGUUAUUCCAACCAGGUGGGACAAUUGCAAUCACUCUGCCUAAUGAAGAUGGGUUGACACCAUUGGACUUGGCCUUACAGAACGGACAUUUCAGACUUGCUGACAUUUUCUCCAAAAAGCAGGUCAGCCAUCCAUUUGAGAUCUCUAAGGUGUUGCUCGGAGAAGAUGCUGCCCUACAGUUUGCUCAUUCAUCAGGAAUUCUGUCACUGACCUGUAAUCACACGGCAGAUCAUUUGCUAGAAUCUGAUGUUCAGCUGUUCAGGAAAUACUUCUGGGAUAGAGCUUUUUUGCACAAGAAUCUUCCCCCAAAGCAUGCUGAGACACUGGGAGACGUACAGAUGCCUUGCAACCCUACAACUUCUGUAGAAGAUCUGGUGGACAUGAUAUCUGAGGAGCCAUCUCUUAAAAAUGAAGAUGUGAUGUUUUACAGAGAUCGUAUGAUUCAGCCAAUUGAAAAUGAAGAUGAUGAUGGAGUGGAUUCAGUUCAACGACAUUUCCUGUUUGAGACUUACAAGAAAACCUCGACUCCCUCCACUUCCUUUGCAGUGGGAAGACUUCCUGCUAUGCUGAAUGGAAGCGAUGAAGUGUAUGCCAAUCGCAUGGUAGUGGACCAGAUGGAAGACGCUGGAGCCAAGCACAUUACCGCUGGCCAGUCUGCUUCUGAAACAUACACAGAUCAGACUGGCUCACAUGAAGAUCUGGAAGCAUCUGGAAAUAACACGGAUAUGCCAUCUGAUUUGGAUAGCUCAAGUUCUUAUGUGCCACUCCAAAAGGUGCAUGCAUUUAGCAAUCAACAAAACCAACGUUAUUCCAUCAUGAAAAAAAGAAGUUCCAGUCUUGAUGACUUGGAUGUAGACAAUGGGGAUGGAAGAAUUUCUAAUCUGUCGCAUAAAUGCUACCCUUCAAUGUCUUUCAACUCUUCUGUGACCUUGGCUGGCAUUAGGGAUGGGUUAAAUUCUUCAGAGACAGCAGCUGAACUGGAUUUCAACAUGAGCAGAGCCGAAUCCUUUCCUUUAUCCAGCAAUCCCCAGGCAAAGGAAUCAUUACUGUCUGGAGUUCGGUCUCGCUCAUAUUCUUAUACUGCUCCCAAAGUUGCCUUAGGGAAACCGCACUGUGCACGGGACUUCACAAUAUGUGAUUCAAAUGAUGAGCAACAUGCAUUCAGGUUGCCUCAACAUUCAGGAGAGCAAAGGAUUCAGGAAGAAGACUGGGAUAAAUACAUCAUACCUACAAAAUCAGAAUCUGAAAAAUAUAAAGUGAGCCGUACUUUCAGCUUUCUGAUGAGUAGAAUGGCCAGUACGCGGAACAAAUCCAAGGCAAAAAAUAAAGAUGCCAAAGAGAAGGAGAAACUCAACAAACACCAAUUUGUUAAUGGGACUUUCACAGGGGUAAUGCCAUGUUUCUCCUGUGAGAAACCACUUCUAGGGAAAGAGUCAUUGCAAUGUUCUUAUUGCAAUGCAAUUUUGCAUAAAAGUUGUAAGGACUGUGCUCCUGCAUGCACAAAGAAAUCCCAAGAGAGAUGUCACAUUAAGAACAGGACACCAGCUGUCCAGAUGAAUCCAUCAUUCAGAGACGUUCCUCAGCCAACGUUCUCCACAACGCAUCCUUCUACACCCAUUGGAUUAUCCGCCUUGAAAAAAGAUGUGUUGCAGCCACCGCUCUCCUUAUCCAAAAGUGUUCCAAGCACUGGCUUUGAAAGAAAAUGCGUGUCAUCUUUGGAGUCAGAUACAGAUACCAGCAGCUGGAGAUCCAGAUCACACUCUGAAGAGCUUUUGCAAUCCAUAGGAACAGCUCUACCUGUUGAUUCUUUUAUACUUGAAGAUGAUGUUGAUGCCUCUUUGUGGAGCGACCUGAGCACUGAUGCUUCAGAGUUUGAGGCAGAAUCAUGGAGUCUCGUUGUGGACCCUUCGUUUUGUAGCAGACAAGAAAAGGAUGUUAUCAAACGACAAGAUGUGAUUUUUGAGCUGAUGCAAACAGAAGUGCAUCACAUUCAUACCCUGUUCAUUAUGUCAAAAAUAUUCAGAAAAGGAAUGAAGGAAGAACUCCAACUGGACCAUAGCACUGUAGACAAGAUAUUCCCCUGUUUAGAUGAGCUGCAAGAACUUCACCAGCAGUUCUUCUACAGUAUGAAGGAGAGAAGACAGGAAUCCGCUCAGGAAGGAAGUGAUAGAAAUUUUGUUAUCAGCCGAAUUGGAGACAUCCUUGUGCAGCAGUUUUCAGAAGAGAAUGCAAACAAAAUGAAGUCCAUAUACGGGGAGUUUUGUAGUCAUCAGAAGGAAGCAGUCACCCUUUUCAAAGAAUUGCAGCAAAAUAAAAAGUUUCAAAACUUCAUCAAACUACGUAACAGUAACCUUUUGGCUCGGCGGAGAGGAAUCCCAGAAUGCAUUCUGCUUGUCACUCAAAGAAUCACAAAGUACCCUGUUUUAGUAGAAAGAAUAUUGCAGUAUACCAAAGAAGGAACUGAAGAACAUCGAGACUUAUGUGAAGCCCUUGGCCUAAUCAAAGAAAUGAUUGCAGCAGUUGAUUUGCAAGUCAAUGAAUAUGAGAAAAAGCAAAAAUUGCUAGAGAUUCUUAAUAGGAUUGAAAACAAAACAUACACAAAGCUGAAAAAUGGGCAUGUUUUCAGGAAGCAGGAUUUGAUCAAGAAACAGAGGACACUUUUGCAUGAAGGCUUAGUCUAUUGGAAAACAGCUACAGGACGUUUCAAAGAUAUACUAGCUCUCCUCCUAAGUGAUGUGAUGCUGUUUUUACAGGAAAAGGAUCAGAAAUAUAUCUUUGCAGCUGUUGACCAGAAGCCAGCUGUCAUAGCUCUUCAGAAACUUAUUGUCAGAGAAGUAGCUAAUGAAGAACGAGGAAUGUUCCUGAUUAGUGCCUCAUCCACAGGACCUGAGAUGUAUGAAAUCCAUACCAGUUCCAAAGAGGAACGGAGUCAUUGGAUGAGGCAAGUUCAAGAGGCAGUGGAAAGUUGUCCAGAAGAGGAAGGGAAAAUGGACGAAUCUGAUGAAGACCGAAGAGUAGCUGAGGCCAGAGCAGCCAAAAUUCAAAAAUGUCAAGCAAUCUUGAGUAACCAGGACCAGCAAAUCUGUAAUUUCUUGGAAGAAAAGCUUGGUAUCUAUGCAAAGCUUGGAGAUAUGAGUGGGUUUGAAGAUGUUCAUGUGGAACCACACCUGCUUAUAAAACCAGACUCUGGAGAAAUUCCUCAAGUCUCUUCACUCCUGGCUGCUGCGCUCAAGGAAGCGGAAAGCCUCCACAUGGCAGUAACGUUAUCGCAGACGCACGGCACAAGCCUCUCAGCAGAAGAGAGUACUGGGAAAUCUUGCCUGACAAAUAUUAGUGAAGCUGAAGUCUGUGAACCUGCCACUGAAUUUCCAGAACAACAGGUCCCGCAUGAGCCUUGUGAGUCCGAUGUUCAUGAUGCAAACAGCUUAGCAGAAUCUGACGUGCCAGACCAGGUUGUACAGACUAUCCAGAAUUUAACCCGCCUCCUAUACAGCAUACAGGCAGCCUUAACCAUCCAGGACACUCACAUUGAGAUCCAUAAGCUGCUUCUGCAGGAGCAUGAAAGAUCCAGCAGGGCCCACGGUUCUCGUGGCACCUCUCUUCCAGAACAAGAAAAGCACCGGAACUUCAAAUCCAAGGAGGAACUCGUGAACAUCCACAAACUCCAGCAGCAGUUUCAGCAGGAGCAGCAGCGCUGGCACCGUGAAUGCGAGCAGCGGCAACAGGAGUGUGAGGGGAGAGAGAGCCGCUUGCUGGAGAAGGAGAAAGAGUGCUUGAGCCAGGAAAAGUUGCUCUGCAAAAACCGAAGGGAGCUGGAUCUGCAGCUGCAGGACUACCAGCAAAACCUGGAAAGACUCAGGGAGAGCCAGAGGCUGGUGCAAAAGGAGCGGGAAAUGGUCAAGCUGCAACAGCAGAUCCUGCACCACUGGAAGCACAGCCGCCAAAGCAGUCUUCCUGUGGUGAUCUCGUCAGGGAACAACGAGAUCAUGGGAUGUAAUAAAUUGGACAGUUUUUGUGGUGAGAAUUCAGUCUUCAUAAAUGAAGCCAUGGUACAGAUGUCAUUAAACCGCCUAAACAGAUCAAAUUCAGCUCUAGUUUACCAGGACAGUGUGCACGGCGCCAGUCUGCCAAAUACAGAUUUAUCACGGACUACUGAAAAUCUGGCCAAUCUCAACAUGGACAUUUCUUGUCAGCAAGUAACCUCCACUGGUAACCUCUCAAAAUCCGCUGGACUCUGCCACUCUACUCCCUCUUCCAGCACAAGCCACACAGAUGCUUUUAACAACCGCCAUUGCACUGAAAAUGUGAACAGCAAGAAGAACUUGGCCAAUGACAAUUAUGUUAGGAAUCCAGGAGUGAACUCAGAUGUAUCACCAAAAAAACAAAUACCUAAAUAUCAAGACAUGAAUGCAUUGCAGAGCCAGUGCACAAGAUCGCACAGUUCAAGUCAUGGCAAUAUUCAACCACUGCACCUUUCAGAUGUUUUGCUGCACAAUCUGCCUUGUGAUAUGGGACAAGAUUCCGAGCAUGGCAGCAACGAAGAAAAGAUUGUUUAUCUCUAAUCUCUCCUCCUCUACUAUCGGUAGCACUUUGGGGUAAUUUUUCUAAUUGUUCAUAGUAAUUCUUUGUCCAAAUUGCUUUGCAGAUAUAUUAUUUAUUAAAAAUACAUUUCCCCAUAUCAUACGAUACAAAUUAAGUUAUUUUUAAAAAUGUGUCUGCAAAUAUUUAAAUUGUGAUGCACAUGUUACAUCUGAAACCCUCUGCAAGAAACAUCCCACAUUGGUGGGCUCUAAAGCUAGCAAUGGCACGUGUGUUUCUGCGCCUGCAGUGGGAAUCCAAAGUUCUGAGAGUGAAUGUGCACUUGCACACUAGCACGUUCACGUCUGCUCCCACGAGAGCCCUGCAUGGGAGGUGGCAGAGGCUCCCCAUUCAGCUCCCCAUCCUGUUGAUGGAAGCAGUUCUUACCACCCUGUGCCUGUGCCAGAGACGAGAUAACCAUGAGUGGACUACAUUUCUGCUUCAGGCCAGAGCUUGCAUGGCUAGACCUUUGUGUAACAGGAGCACUGGAGGUUUAAGAAAGCAACUUGGCAUCUUCUUUGAAAAGAGUGACAUCAAGCAAGAGAAUAGGAGAGGAAAGGCUCUAAUCUGGUUGAUAUUGUACCUUCUGCCAAGGUUUAUUCAGCCUUUUUGUUUUUAUGGACAUCAGUUCGAAAAUGCUCUAGAUCAGAAAUGGGCAACACGUAGCUCUUCAGGUGUGGCUCGACUGCAACUCCCAUUGUUUCACACCAUUGAUAAUUCCCAUCACUUUUUUACAAGUUGCCCACUCUUGAUCUGGACACUUCAUGGUGGGCCAUGACCACGGUGUGCCAACCAUAGAACGAGCACCAUCCUUGCCCUCCUUGGCAUUCCCCCGUCAGCACCCUGUGGUGACAUAAUGAUGGACAGAUCUAGGAAAAGAAGCCUCUGCUGGUAAUACAGCUAAAUGGUCUUGCCUACAUAUGGGUAAAAACACCUGCAACAUUUCUCAAGUAAUGUAAGCAAAAGCUCUUCUAUGUCUCCUAAGGUGAUGAUGCUGCACUGUCACUAUAGAAGACCUUCUGCCAAAUUGUAGCUGGAUUAACUGUUUCCACAAUGGACAUUCUGAUCUAUAACCUUACAUGGUCCUAAAGUUUUCUUUUGCAAAAAUGAGGAGGUUCUGGAAAUGAAUUCACAACUGGAUAUUAGCUACCCCAUUCUAGGUAGAUUCAGUUAUGCCACAAAUUCUGUCUCAUCUAGCAUGUAUAUAUAUAACUUGCUCUUCAGAGUGCUCCAGGUCAGUUUUGUGGUUAAUUUCAUUAUAACUUGUUCUUGGUUACAGCAAGUUCCCUUUCUUAUCAAAGUGCUAACAUUUAGUCACUUGGACAUUUCUACUCAGAGGGAAUUAGGAGGAGGAGAAAAAUGUCACAAAAUUUACCCUAAACAAACGCUGCUGCUUUUCCACAUCUAUGAACUCCAAAUCAGUGUGUUUCUUUCAAUACCAAGAGCUUUGAUAAAUUAUAUCAAAUAAUACAUAUGGAUGUUUUUCCCCUGUGCAUUUUCCAGUUGCCAUUGUAUACUUUUGGAAUUUAAUAAAUAUUCUGUAUCUUUG